This is a messenger RNA of Phragmites australis (common reed), 591 nucleotides long. RefSeq names its product auxin-responsive protein SAUR71-like. The transcript has a single exon. The coding region runs from base 85 to 390 and encodes 101 amino acids. Gene Ontology annotation, biological process: response to auxin. NCBI's taxonomy places the organism in Eukaryota, Viridiplantae, Streptophyta, Magnoliopsida, Poales, Poaceae. The record is from RefSeq and is a predicted model, not a curated record.
CGAGCCCAAGAACAAGAAGCGCGCGGUCAAAUAAUCACUCGCAGCUCUCCAGCGCCGAGAGGGAGCAGUCUUGCACCUCCAGCCAUGGCGUGGAUCAGGAAGAGCGCCGGCGGCGGCGGCAAGUCGCCCGGCCGCGGGGCCGGCGCCGACGAGGAGGAGAAGGUCCCAAGGGGCCACGUCCCGAUGGUCGCCGGCGGGGAGGGAGACGGCGAGCGCGUGCUGGUGCCCGUUAGGCUACUCAGCGACCCCAGCAUCGCGGAGCUGCUGGACAUGGCGGCGAGGCGGUACGGGUACGGCCAACCGGGCGUGCUGCGGGUCCCCUGCGAAGCGGGGCACUUCCGCCGGGUCGUCGACGGCGCCAUGCAGAGAUGCGGGAUCAGCUUGGCGUGAGAAGCUGGCCAAGCUGUGAGGAGGCCAUGGAGGACACGCCCCCCAGCCGGCCCGGCGAGCUAGCUAUAUAUACAUGACAUUUAUUUGUACAGAUAGAUGCAUGCUUAGUUUGUUCUUUGGUAGAUCGAUUAAAUUCUUUGAUGAAUAUAUGAUGAUGACGUAUAGGAGACAGACAGGACAGAGCUGAUGUCUAUCUUGCAA